Passer domesticus (house sparrow) is the source of this 11013-nucleotide messenger RNA. RefSeq names its product RP1 axonemal microtubule associated (gene RP1). Gene Ontology annotation, biological process: intracellular signal transduction. Gene Ontology annotation, molecular function: protein binding. NCBI's taxonomy places the organism in Eukaryota, Metazoa, Chordata, Aves, Passeriformes, Passeridae. The coding region runs from base 609 to 9341 and encodes 2910 amino acids. The transcript is spliced from 66 exons. The record is from RefSeq and is a predicted model, not a curated record.
ACUCAUGCUCCAGUCCUGCACCAGCUCUGUUGCCCUUCUCUGGACACAUUUCAGCACCUCAAUGUCUUCAUAGCAGUGAGGGGCCCAAAACUGAACACAGGAUUUGAGAUGCUGACACAGCAGUGCUGAGUACAAGACCACUGCUGUAGCAGUUCUUUUUAGAGAAAAAUAUCAUGCCUUCUGAAGAGAUUGAGAAACAGAGAUGAGUUAUGAAUCACUUGGUCUUACCAGGAGGUAAGAACCUUGGAAAAACACCUGUGGGCCUCCUGGAGCCUGCUGAUGUGCUACGGAAAGGGAGGAGUCAAAGAGCCUCAGUUUGUGGCAGCUUUGGUGACAACAAGUUUACACUGGCUUAGAUGGUCUCUGUAGAAACUGUCCAUGGCACGUUCCACAACUAGAGUAGCUGGCAUCAUCCUGGACAACAGAAAAACUGGUAGGGCAAUAGCAUUUGGAACACAUUGUGGCUGGAAUAUGUGUGAGCAGAAAGAAGCAGUAUCCGUCAUUUGAACACUCUGUAUCUGACUUUGGUUUUUCUCUCACCUGUUACAACACUUCAAGGAUUGUGGUUGCUAGCAACUUGCUUUCCAGAGCACCAGAUUGCUGUCAAAAUGAGUGAAACACCUUCGAGCAGUUACUCGGCGAAUCACCCAAACUCCUCUGAGAGUGAGCAGAGUUUAUCCACGCGCCAUUUCAAUGUUACCGAACCUGUUGUGGCAAAACGGAUUUGUUUCUAUAAAAGUGGAGAUCCCCAGUUUAAUGGGAUCAAAAUGGUUGUUAAUAGCAGGUCUUACAAGACCUUUGAUGCCUUGCUGGAUAGUUUAUCCAAACGGGUCCCGCUACCUUUUGGAGUAAGGAAUAUUAGUACACCAAGAGGAAGACACAGUAUCACCAAUUUGGAGGAUCUGGAAGAUGGAAAAUCCUAUAUUUGCUCCCAUCAGAGGAAAAUGAAGCCCAUCAACCUGGAACAGGCCAGCAAAAAGCCACUGCCCUGGCAGAUCAGCAGGCCUGUCAGUGCUCGUCGUCGAGCUGUGCAAUUAGCAAGGCAGAAUGAGGAUGGGUUUGGCCAUCGAGAAACCAGAAUAACAACUCCCAAAAAGAUGCUUGUUUUCAAAAAUGGGGAUGUAAGGCUUAGGCGCACCAUAGUUUUGGGAAAAAAAAAUACGCAAACAUUUGAGGCCUUUCUGGAUUAUAUGAGCGAGUUAAUGCAAUACCCAGUUGCAAAGCUCUACACCACUGAUGGCAGAAAGGUUCCUAAUCUUCAAGCCCUGAUAUUGUGCUCUGGAGCUGUAGUCGCAGCGGGGAGAGAGCCUUUUAAACCAAGCAAUUAUGAAUCUCUUGGGUAUUUGCGACCUGCUAAAUUGCUUGGAAUUGGAAAUCGUGUGUACCCAAAAGCAAAUGCCAAGUCAGAAAGUGAAAAGAGUAAGAAAUGGAAUGUGUCAGUCCUCACCAGUGAUGUGCCGUCUGCAGGAACAAGCUCAAAGGUUUACAUUGCAUUGUACGGGGAUCGUGGCAGUUCAGGUCCAAUUUUUCUUGAUGGAGAGAAGGAAAAAUUAUUUCAGAGAGGCAAUGAAGACAUCUUCACAGUCAAUACUAGGAACAUAGGACAUCUCUACAAAAUACGUAUAGGACAUACAAGUACAGGAAACUCCCCUGCCUGGCACUGCAAAGAGGUGCAGUUGCUGAACCUUUUCUCAGGGGAGCAGUUCUCUUUCCCUGCACAUCGAUGGCUGGCCAAGGACCAGGCUGAUGGGGAAAUAUCUGUGGAGCUUCCUGUUUUCCAGCAGGGUCAGCCUAUUCUUCCAGUGACUGUCUACAAAGUGCACGUGACAACAGGAGACCUGUGGAACGCUGGAACUGAGGCUGAUGUCUACAUUUCUGUCUAUGGAGAAAGAGGUGAUACAGGAUCAAGACAGCUGCUCAGGUCACAGAAACCCAAGAAAUUUUUAAAAGGACAAACUGACAUCUUUUCUGUUGAAGCUGUGCACCUUGGAUGUUUGUACAAGAUUGUUAUAGGACACAAUGGGCUUGGAUCAGGCAAUGGAUGGUUUCUGGACAAAGUUAUAAUCAAGGAUCCUAUAACAGAUCUGGAUUAUACUUUUCUUUGUCACAGGUGGCUGGACCAGGGACAGGAUGAUGGCAAUAUUGCUAGAGAACUGCCUGUGACACACACCAGCAUGCUUCCAGGAAGACAAGAGCUGGAACUCAAGAGAGAAAAAAAUUGGGCUGCAGAAAAGUGGAAAUUUCGGAAAGGCAUUACACUUCAAUUUUACAACAGAGUCACCCGGGGUUUCAUUUGCCUCUACCCAGAUAGCAGAGUUGAUGCUCUUGGUGACAAGAAAAACAAAUAUGGUCUUUUUGAUGUAAAUGUCAAAAGGAGAAAUAUAUAUAUAUUCAGCAGUCAUCAAAUGCCAUCUCUUGCUCUUGCCCUUGUCAGCGGCCGUGUAACUGGAAAGAGCAAAGACAAGGCCUGCUGUGAGCUCCGUGUCCACCUUCAACCAAACUCUUGUGCCAUUCUUGAGUCAGCCAGUUACCCAGGUCACACUGUGGCUUUCAAUCUCCAAGGCAAAGUAGCUGAUGAAGCAACAGGAUAUUCUGGGAUUUCCAAAGAAUUUGUCGUGCAUGUCAAGGGUGUGUUUCAUCAUGGUGCCAUCAUUCUGCUCAACACAAGUUUCUGCCAGGCUCUGUCCCUUAGACCUGAUGGGAGCUGCAGUGGAGCAGGUCAGCAGCAGCAGGAAUCCUACUGGAAGGUGCAUAAAAUCAGCUCUGGGCUCUGCAUGUUUGAAAGUGUGAAAAAACCAAGAAUGUAUCUGAAGAUCAAAGAUGACCAGUGUGAUGGAACAGGCACAGGUGAUGAAUACUGCCAUUUUAAAAUUGAGAAGAAUUUGGAAACUGGAUCUGUGAGCCUGGAAUCAGUGCAAAAUAAAGGGAUAUAUAUUGGUCUUCUGCCAGAUGGCCAAACGAAGCCAGUUGUUAACACUGGAGAGAGAAAUAUCUUUUUCUACCCACAGGUCAUCAAAUUUGGCCGGGAAAAGCCUAUGGGAACAUCUGCAGCACCCAAACAAGAGAGGAAAGACUUCAGAGGAUCUCAAAUCCAACCCACAAAAGCCCAGGAGCCAGAACCUCAAAGACCUUCAACUCCCCCACCCUCAACUCAAAACCCCCAAUUUCUAAUCCGUCAGACUUCAUCUUGUAUCAUUGUGUCACAAAGCCUUCCUGAAGUGUGGUGGGUUGUCAGCAGAUAUGCUGUGUCUGAAACCCAUGACAACAAUACACAAGCCAUCAAGCCUGUUUUCAAAGAAGCUGGAUGUGGUGAAAUGAGUGAAGGGAAAAACUCCAUCCAGAGAAACUCAACAUGUGACUCUGCUAAUGAUGUCCCAACACGAGAGGAAAUGAGAAAUCCCCAAGGUGGUGAGAGUCCCCUUCCUUCGGAUGAUGAAUGGAAAGUGUCAAUACUGACAGGAAAUGCAGGAACUGAAGCAAGUGUUGCUCUUUGGAUAUAUGGAGACAGAGGAUUAACCGGACCAAUAACUCUUGGCAAGGACAACAGGAAGCAGCUGUUUUUUCCCAGGCAGGAAGAUGAAUUUCAGGUUAAAAUAAACAGCAUUGGGAAUAUCUACAAGAUAAGAAUUGAACUUGAUGGAUUACCAAAUGAACAACCCGAGUGGAACUUACAGAGGGUGAUACUGCAACACCUAAGGAGCAAGAAAACAUUGAAUUUUCCAGAAAACAUAUGGUUAUCAAAGAAUCGUGAUGACAGAGAAUUUCUGUGUGAACUUCCAGUAGUGGAAGCUGGAAAACCUACCUGUCCAAUUGCUUUAUACCGUGUUUAUGUCCACACUGGUGACUUGGAGCAAGCUGACACAGACUGUGCAGUUUAUUUGUGCAUCUAUGGAAAAAGAGGAGAUUCUGGUCUAAGACUUCUGCAUAAAAGUGGUACACCAGUGCCAUUUCAGAGAGGAAUGGUCAGUGUGUUUGAAGUGGAAGCUGUGUCCCUUGGGAAGCUGCAGAAGGUGCUGUUGCGCUGUGAGGCCAGCACCAAGUCCCAGCACUGGUACUGUGACAAAGUCAUUGUCAGAGAAGCCGAGAGCAACUCAGAAUAUGUUUUCAAUUGUGAAAGGUGGCUUCCAUUUAUGUCUCAAGGUAUAAUCCAUUCAGAAAUUGAGCUGUACCCUCAAGAGCUUGAAAAAAAUCAGCAGCUGAAAAUGCAAGAUGCAAAUGAAGGAGACUGGAAGAUAACUGUAGUCACUGGGGAUUUUGAAACAGCUGGCACAACAGCAACAGUAUUCCUUUAUGCUUAUGGAGAAAACAAAGCUUCUGGCCCUAUUAUUUUGGGAUCUGGGAAACAGCAGCUGUUUAAUCCCAACAGUGAAGAUACAUUUAAGAUUAAUCUCAGAGAUCUUGGGCAACUAUAUAAAAUCCGCAUUGGCCAUGACAACACUGGAAAUGAUCCCAGCUGGUACCUGGAGGAAGUCAGACUUGAAAGAGUAGUCCCUGUUUCUGCUGAAGAGAUUUGUCUCCCCAUAGAGAGCUGGCUUUCCGAAGACAAGGAUGAAGGUGAUACAUGGAGAGAAGUGGCCAUAAGAAACCCUGCAGAGGAGCUUUUACCAUUGUUGGUGUAUGAGGUCCAUGUAUACACAGGUGCUAAACUUGGUGCUGAAACAGAUUCCAGUGUUUAUAUAAACAUCGUUGGGACAAGAGGAGAUGCUGGCAAAAGGAAGCUCCACAGAUCUAAGAAUAAUAAUGUUAAGUUUCGACAUGGACAGAUGGAUAUUUUCUGCAUAAAGGCUGUCUCACUGGGAGACUUGGAGAAAGUUCUGAUUAGCCAUGAUGGAGCUGGUCCAGGCAGUGGAUGGUUCCUGGAUAAGAUUGUCAUCAAACAUAAAGAAGGAGAGGAAGCUCACGAGGUUGUAUUUCCUUGUAAUAGAUGGUUAGAUGAAUAUCAAGAUGAUGGGAAGACAGAGAGGGAGCUAACUGCCAAUAAGCUUGGCAGUUCAAUGAAGACAUUUCUUAAAGCACAACGGUGGAGAGUGCAGGUUAAAACAGAUGGAGAUUCCCCAGAGCCACAGGAGUGUAAAAGGACCCUUGUGAUUUAUGGCUCAAAGGGCAAAAGUGAUGAGCUUCUGCUUUCUCCACAAACCCCAGGACAUGUGUGCUUUCUUCCCAGAGCAACUGAUGAAUUCAUUGUUGAGACUGCAGAUCUGGGAGAUGUGUACAAGAUUCGAGUCAGCUGUGAUGAUGUGCCAGGCUUUAAGGGCUGGCAUCUGAAGUCCUUUCACUUACAAGAGCUGCAUAUGAAACAAGAACUGAACUUUGAGUGCAACUGCUGGCUCACUCUGAAGAGGGGAGAUAAGGAGCUGGUAAAAGAAUUCCCCGUAGUCACUGAGGACCAGAAAACUUUACCAGUCUAUAAGUAUGUUGUUUCUGUACAUAUUGGUGACCGCUGGGGAGCAGGGACUUUUGCAAAUGUUUAUAUCACUCUCUAUGGCAAAAGAGGGGACACAGGUGUGAGGAAACUUCAUACAUCUCUAAUGAAGGGAAGAAAAUUUCAAAGAAAUAAGGUGGAUUCAUUUUUGGUGGAAGCUGUAUGUCUGAGUCAUUUGCAAAAAGUGGUCAUAGGUCAUGAUGGAGAAGGCUACGGGGCGGGGAUGUACCUCAAGAUGGUAACAGUCAGGGAAUCACAAGAUUCAGACAAAGAAUGGGUCUUUCCACUGUGGAAUUGGCUCGAUACUCAUCUGGGUUUAUGUGAGACUGUUUGUGAGAUUGUAACAGUUGGUAGAAGGUCGACUCUUAGUCCUAAACUGCCUGAAAUCAACAUGAAGUCAUCAGGUUCCUGGCUAAUGGAUAUCACUGGAUCUGACUUGAGUGCUGAAGAGGAUCCAAUAUGCCUUUCUUUUAUCUUCUACGGAAACCUGAGUCACAAAAAGUUGCCACUUCAAGUCACAGGAAAAGCAAUUCAGAUCAAAGAUGAACUGGCAGGUAUUGGCUCAAUAUACAAAGUUCAGGUAACCGGCCCACACAGUGAGCUAAAACAGCCAUGGCACUUAGAUUUACUUCAUCUGAAGCACACAGGCACAAAGGAAGAGAUGUAUUUAGCUUUUGACUGCUGGUUCAACCCUAAGGAAGACAAAUGUGUGGAGCUGCCAGCUCUCUAUGCAGAUCAGGAGCCUUUGCCUGUUGUGGAGUAUGAAAUCCAUUUGCACACGGGACACUUGAAGAAGGCAGAUGCCACUGGAGAGGUUUAUCUUCGUAUACAAGGAGAAAAAAGUGACUCAGGGAAGCGAUGGCUUAACUCGAAAAACAGCCUGAUCACUUUUGCUAGAGGGCAGGUGGAUAUUUUCAAAAUCAAAUCUGUAUACCUUGGCAAGUUGAAUCAAGUUUGUGUUGGAUUUAAAAGUCUAAGAAAAGAUGGGUGGUUUUUGGAAAAAAUUCAUAUAAAAGAAGUCUUCUACCCUUUUUCUAUGCAUGUUUUUUUUUACGAUGGAUGGAUCGAUAAACGCUCCAAGGAAGAUUUUGUAGAAGUCGCAAUUCCGCUCAAAGAAACAUCUGUGGCAUCUCUUCCCAUGGAAAAUUUAGAUACAAAAAGUAGAGGAAGAUGGCAAACAUGGGUGCACUGCACACAAGUACCAGAAGACAUUCCUAACAUUCAAGUUGUUGCAUUUGGAAGAAAAGGGAAAUCCCCUGCACAGAAAGUUCAAAAUCUAAGUGAUAUUCCCUUUUUGUUGACCACUGGUGAUAUUGGAGAUAUAACAAAAAUCUCCUUUGUGUUAUGUGGUCCAUCCUUGAGAAGAGGAAUUAAACUUCACAAGCUUCAGCUCAAAGACCUGGACACUAAACAAGAGUUGGGCUUUCACAGUGAAGCCUCAUGUCUGUUUGGAGAAGAUGGAUCUGAGACCGUGACAGAGCUUGCUGCGGUCAGGCCAGACCAGCCACCUCUCAGGGAAGUCCUUUACUUCAUCAGUGUCCAUACAGGAGCACUGCCUGCAUCAGGAACUGAUGCAGAUGUGUUUAUCACAGUAUUUGGAGAGUGGGGAGAUUCCUGCAAAAGGAGACUAGGGCACUCACAGUUUGAAAGAGGGCAGGUUUGUAUCUCUGAAAUGAGAGCAGUAGACCUUGGACAGUUAAGCAAAGUGCUUGUUGAGCACCAUAAUGUGGGUUAUGGAGCUGGAUGGUACCUUGACCAAAUUGUCAUCCAUGAAUCAGGCAAGACUGAAGAACAAUAUGUAUUUCUUUGCCAGCAAUGGUUAGACAGUGGAGUUGGUGAUGCACAGAUGGAACGAACACUGAAACUUCUUGGAAAAGUCAGGAAUGGAGUGUUGACAGGAAAGAUUUAUGGGACUUGGGAUAUCCACGUCACAACUAGUGAUAUUUCUUCUAGUUCCAUGAACCCUAAAAUGUCUCUAACUGUAUGUGGUGAAAAAGGAACUUGUGCUUCAGUCACGUUACCCAAAGGAUCCCUUAACAAAGAGCAGAUUUACGAGACUUCUAUUGAACUAAGUAAGAAAUUUAAUACUAUAUUCAAAGUUCGACUAGAAAUUGAAGAAUCUGGAGAAGGAGAGAGUUGGUAUUGCCGUGAGGUAAAGCUUCAACACAGAGAAACUAAAAAUGUUCUAGAAUUCCCAUUUUGUCAUAAGUUUGCCGAUGAAGAAGGAGGAAGAGUGACUGAGCUUCCAGUUCUCAUAGCUGGGUCUCCUUUUCCAGCAGUGAAAAUCUAUGUUCUCUACAUCACCACGGGAGCUAUCCCUGGGUCAGGAACAGAUGCAGAUGUGUAUGUCAUGCUGCAAGGCUCCUUGGGAGAUACUGGCAGAAGAAAGUUAAUUAGAAAAGGAGACAAAAAUUUUACUAAAGAAAAGAUGGAUAUUUUUCACGUGGAGGCAGUGGAUAUUGGUAUUCUGCAAAGGAUGAUUGUUGAAAAAGGGAGAGGCUCUGACUGGCUUCUGGAGAAGAUUAUUGUGAAAGAGUCAGCAUCCUCAGAGACAGAAACACUGUUUAUGGCUCAAACAUGGCUUAAAGACAGACGUGAUGGAAAAAGAUCUGCCUCAGUAACUCUGGAUGCCACAGAAGUUCAGGAGAGGAAGAGUACAUCUGCUGGGCCUUUAGGAAGAGAGCAAAUGAAUUCAGAAGGCAGAUGGAGGAUUUAUUUCACAAAGCAUCAAGAAGAAACAAAAUCAGAAUUUGAAAAGUUGUCAGAAAAUAUAUCCAAGAUGGUUAUGGUUUUUUAUGGAAGCAACGGCAAGUCAAAUCCAGUUUCCAUGGAAAACAAAGUGGAACAUCAGACUGAGAACCAAAUAACAUAUGAUAUACAUUUGCCAUCUGAUUUGGGAAUGCUUUAUAAAGUGAGGCUUGGUCUCCAGAGUUUGGAAAACAACAUAUCCCAGUUGUCUCUUCAUCACUUUAAAAUACAGAACACAUCAACCCUGGAUACCUUUAGUCUCACUAUAAAUAAAACACUUCCUCUUUCUCCUAAUGGAGACAGAUGGAUUGAAUUCCCUAUACAGUGGCCAUUAAAAGAAGCACUUUCUGUGGUUACAUAUCAUCUAACAGUAUUUUCAAGAAAUAUUUUGAAUGAGAGAAAUUUAGUGCAUAUGACUGCAUGUAUCUAUGGUACUCAUGGUGACACAGGAGACAGAUCUCUUCUCCAGUCAUUGCAGAAUGUACAACAGGGAGAGAAAAAUGAGUCAUUUCUAGUUAUGGUGGAUGCUGUUGACUUGGGAGAACUGGAAAAAAUUGUUCUUUUGAUCAGCAGUAAAACAGACUGCAAGCUGGACGUCAAAAAACUGCAUGUGCAAGAAGCUGUGAAGGAACAUCCUAUCUAUGUAUUUGAAAUGAAUGAAGAAUUCUCUGUGAGUGCAAAUAAGCCGAAAAUACAGAAAGAAAUCCCAAGAUCUUUUGUUAUUAGAGGAAAGAAUCAAAAGGAUGACAUAGAUAACAACCUGAAUAAAGAAGGAAGUAAAGUAAAACAUUUGACAGAGUAUACUAUUAAAGUGUACACAGGUGACAAAAGGGGAGCAGGAACUGAUGCCAAUGUGCAUAUUAUUUUAUUUGGGAAUGAGGACAAAUCUGAGGUAUUUCAACUCUCUCAGUCACUGGAGCACCAAAACCCCUUUGAAAGAGGAAAGGUUGAUACCUUCAAGAUUAAGACAAAAAAAUUAGGCAGCCUACGUUCAAUUGAAAUUGGCCAUGAUGGGAGAGGAUUUGCAAGUGGCUGGUUUCUAGAAAAAGUGGAAAUCACAGAUACAGCUAGGAAUUCAAUGUAUUGCUUCAACUGUAACAGGUGGCUUUCUGAAGAUGAAAAUGAUGGCCUCACCAUAGUACAGCUUUAUCCACAGCUGCUUGAUUUCUGAUUCUUUCUGAGUGUGAUGCUUCUUCAAAUCCAUGCUGAUUUAAUUUACUUGUCUUUUAUAACUCUGAAGGCAUUGUAAUUAUUGUGAAGAAAAGUCAAAACAAUGUAUUAAAAACAUCACAGUAAAUUAAAUAUGUUUAAUGCAAGCACAGAAUUCUGAUCCUAUUAUAGAUGCUCAAAAACUUUGCAUGACAGAAAUUUAGAUAUCAGAAAUUUAAAUCUCUAGCAUGGUUCUGUGGACUUGAACUGAGCAAACAUAAUUGUAGUGUGUAGUUACAUAUGUAGUAACAUACUCAAAUAUUUGUGUUUUAGUAAUGAUUUAUGGGUAAGCUAAAUUUAGCUCGUUUCAAAUCUGUCAGUAUGUGUUCAUUUGAUUAAUUUUUUUCACUUUCAUCAUUUAUUAAAAUUCAGAUAUUUUCAAAAUCAUUUUCCAAACAAACUGCAAAACCCUUCAGUCUUACUAUAUAUGGCUUCUCUUAAGACUAUAACAGAGGGUAAUAAAUAUCUUGCUAUUCAGAAGUUUGCCCUGUGUCGGUAAGCUUCUCACUGACAUUUGAUUGUAAAAUCUUGUAGCUGAGCCAGAACCUCAGCUGAGAACCUUUAGAUCCAAAGGGUCUCUUAAGAGAGGCUGUUAUCAGUAACACUGCCAUAGCUUAGGCAGGCUUAGGCAGCUCCCUGCUCAGCUUGAUGAUUUUGCAGUGCCUCUCCUUAGCUAUCAAACCAGCUUUCCAGUACUACAUGUGUGAAUGCCUUCAUGUCAAAGAAAAACAAUAAAAAGGCCAAAUUAUUUUUUGCAAAUGCACACUAAAAAUAAAAAAAACCCAAGUAUUUAGGUGUAAAUGCACAAAUUAAUGUUUGAUUUGGUAGGCUUUGAUAUUGCCAGAAUUGACUUAGGAAGGAUUUAGGAUACAGACAAGUCUGAAAUGUAAUCAGGACUUAUGCACCACUGAAGUUUCUUGUGUGUGAUCAAAAUACAAAUAUUUUAUAUAAGCUAUGUAAGGCAUUCCUCUCUUAAUCAAAGACUUCACCUUUUGUACCUCCAAUAUCUAAAAUCUUUCUGAAUAUCUGAAUUUUAGACUUGAGCCUCAAGACAAUACCAUGUUCUGUAGCAGCAAUGGGCUUUCUAUAAUUAUAAGAAAUAAAUGAGUUUGUAAUCUGUGUUGAUGAAACAUUGUCUGGCUGUCUUUUUUAAUAUGUUUAAUGUUUAUUUACUCACACUAUUCUGUGAAAUUAGGACAGUUGGUUGACAUCUGCAUGGGUGAUGAGAUCUCAAUUGUUACCUUGACAUGAGAAGAAAUAAUAAAUGUCUAUAUUUGACCUUGGUAGGUAACAUAACUUUUAAAUAUAAUUUUUAUCUAGCUAUGUCAUCAAAAGGACAACUAUUGUAAGGUGUGGAUGUGGUCAGUGUGCGCAAUGGAACACUCAAAUUCUUCUUCUUCUUCUUUUUUAUUUUUUUUUCCUGCUCACAUUCCUACCACACUCACUGGAAUGGAUUUGAAACUGUAUCCCCAGAGCCCACUUACUUGUUAUCAGUAUUCAUGACACUGAAUCACUUUGUUGUGAUCUAUUAUGUGAUUUGUUUCAUUAUUAUAUGUUUCAUUAAUAGUUUGUAAUACUAGCUUCCUUUGAUGCCAUUUCUGAUUUAUCAAGUGUAAAUAAUGCCUUCUUAAUCU